AUGUCACAAACGCCAGGGCAACCAACACGAGCCCCCGGGAGCUUCUCUCCUGCGAUCCCAGCAUCGACAUCGACAAUCCCGCGCCGACCUGUCCAGAGAAUUGCCUCCUCUCCUGAUGAAGAGGCAGGUCCUUUGACCGUUGCCAAGCAACGAGCUCCAGCGCUGCAGAAUGCGCCCGCCCCUCCGCGUCCUUUGUAUGCCGCAUCCGCCCAGGCGAACACCAGCACCUCAAGUCUGCAGAACUUCUCUCGACCGACGCCCACUCCACUGCGCACCGAUCUGCCACAGACACAGACACAGAGGGCGGGCUCACCGUUAACCGCUUCCGCGAAAUCCCCGGAUAGUUCUGUCCACGGUACGCCCCACCGCGGACACGGGAGAAAACACUCGAAGACGCAAGGAUCCUUCGAGCCGUAUCUUCCCACGGCUGCUUUCUCGAAUAUGGGCAAUAUGGGAAACCUCGAUAAGGCUCUGAGUGCGAGUCAGAUCGCUGCUCAGGCGGCGAUGCAGCAUCAGGCACAACAUGUACGGCAAAGGUCACAAACGAUACCCAUCCCUGAGGACACAAAGUCAAAUACUGGCAGAUCUAUGAGGGCGCCCACUUCCCCACCGCUCUUGAAUUUAACGGAGGCUUCUGCUCCAAGAGAACCGAGUUUUGGGGGCCAGAUAUAUCACAAUGGGUUACUUGGAGGGCAUGGAGCAGCUCAAACAGCUGCAAACGCAGCGUUUCCAAAGUCGCCUGGAUCGUCACCGGUACUGCCACCCACAGAUCACGAACAGCAUCGGCUGCAAGCCGAAAAGCCGAAAGCAGAGAAGCCCAAAGUCAAGUUGUUUUCUCGGCCCGCGAGGAUCGGGAUUAGCAAGGAUAAAGAUGGAAAGGCCGGAGCGCUCCCGAGCCCGAGUAAGAUGGCAUCCUACUCCCUUGGUGCACUAUCGAGAGGUAAUGCGAGUACCAACAAUUUAGCAGAUAACUUAUCAAGCGCCGCGAGCAUAUAUAGCAUGGCGAACUCCUCUUCAGCAACCAUACGAGCCGAUCAACCGGAGAAGGAAAAGGAUAAGGAAAAGAAGCAUCACUUUCUUUCGAGACAGAAACACAAAUUAAGCAGCAAAGAUGACUACCAUCUACCGUUAUCAUCCGCAGCGUCGAAUUCGAAGCCCGUGGAUCCGAGCGCCCCGAGCAGUUUAUAUAACUUCAACCUACCGCAGAGUCCUGGACCGAACAGUACGAGCUUUGCGAAGUCGAUGAGCGGGUUGGAUUUGAGACACGGCGGAAGGGCAUUGAGAGAGAAGAAGAAAGAGGAGAAGGGUGAUGCGUUGAGAGAGACUGAGUUGUCAUACCAGAAUAGCAAUGAUUGGCCUGGUCCAUCCAGUCUGGGUUCUGCAGGAGCGAGUUCACAUCUUGCUUCUGCGACCGGUCCUUUUGGCCAUCCUACUGCUGCAACAGAUAUUCAGGAUUUUGCCAAGUUUGGACUGGCAAAUAUGGGACCGGAUGAUGCGUGGCCGUGCUUGAAGGCUAAGCUUCUGGUAAUCUUCGAAGGAGAAGACUUGAGGUUACCAGUGGAGGACUUCAAUCGCCUCGUUUCGACACACUUCCAACGCUGCUUGCAAAAAAGAGCUCCAAACAUCAUAAUCGACGACCUCCGCGAUCUUCUUACAACGGGCUUCUCAUUACUCGACCAAACGCUCCGUCGCACACCCGAUGAACGACUCAUCCCUCAUCUCGUCGAGAUGUGGCUCUUCACAUUCACAUCUAUCCUCCCUUACGUACAAGCCGUCUUUCUUCCUCUGGAUCUCGAGUUUUCUGGAAAUGGACCCCUCAUGUCACCUGAACAAGCUCGAGAGUUCUGGGGCGCAUUGCCCGCCUCUACUGCAUCCUAUAUUGGAACGAGUGUUCCCGCCUCUCAAGGUCUGGAAGUUCGCCGGAUCGUGCUCAUAGCUUAUCGGGACACCAUCAUCCUCCCGCGCUUCGAUACCCUGAAAACGCUCUUCUCCCGGCUCUCACUAGAUAGCAUAGCCCUCAGUAUCCCAUCCUCCGACACCCUCUCCACAUCCCCCGAUUCCUUCUCCAACAUCUCUGGCGGGCGCCCCUCAACUGCCAUGUCCCUCGACCCAUCCCAAGCGUCCUACGGCUCCCAAUCAACAACGCUCUUAGGCGGCGGCUCUUCCGGCGACGGCAGCGGUAACCGCUCCCGCACCAUCAGCAACGUCUCGCACGGCUCGGACUCCAUCCUCUCGGGCCUCGGGAUCAACGUCCCCCCUCCCCCCGCCCGUCCCUUCACCCCCAGCAGCACGCACCCCUUCGCGCAGACGAGCCACGGCAACCGCGGCGCCCGCGAGCGGAACGUCGAGGAUAGCAGUAACCGGGUGACGGAGCUCGUGGGCCGCAUGCUGCAGUGCAUGAGCGUCCUGUCGAGCGUGGGAGGCACACCGGGCAGUGCCAGCACCGGGGCGGGGGCGGACCAGGAUAGCCAGCAGAAGAUGGAGGAGCUGUGCAGAGGGCUGAAGUUGAAUUGGUUGGGAAGGGGGAGGAUGGGCAGGAAUAGGAGGGGCUUGGUGGGCGCCAGGGUUCCGGGCGGGAGUAAAGGACAGGAGAGCAGGCCGGAGGGUAUUACGGUCUGA
Molecule: messenger RNA, 2619 nt
Organism: Amorphotheca resinae ATCC 22711
Lineage: Eukaryota; Fungi; Ascomycota; Leotiomycetes; Helotiales; Amorphothecaceae
Exons: 2
Coding region: 1-2619 (872 amino acids)
Biological process (GO): TORC2 signaling
Cellular component (GO): TORC2 complex
Source: RefSeq, a predicted model, not a curated record